This is a messenger RNA of Aplosporella prunicola CBS 121167, 1512 nucleotides long. RefSeq lists its product as uncharacterized. Gene Ontology annotation, cellular component: eukaryotic translation initiation factor 2 complex; cytosol. NCBI's taxonomy places the organism in Eukaryota, Fungi, Ascomycota, Dothideomycetes, Botryosphaeriales, Aplosporellaceae. Gene Ontology annotation, biological process: formation of translation preinitiation complex; positive regulation of translational fidelity. The coding region runs from base 1 to 1512 and encodes 503 amino acids. Gene Ontology annotation, molecular function: GTP binding; translation initiation factor activity; GTPase activity. The transcript is spliced from 4 exons. The record is from RefSeq and is a predicted model, not a curated record.
AUGGAUUCCGACUCGGACGUUCAGCACGAUGAGACCCUCCAGCAGGACUCGGAGGUCGAGGAGCAGGUGCAGGAGAAGAAGCCCAAGUCUGCGCUCAAGAAGCCCGCCGCGCCCACAGCGCCUGCGAUAGCGAGGCCCGAGCUGCCGCCCCAGCCCAACCCCGAAAACCUCGACGUGUCGACCCUCAACCCUCUGACCGACUACAUCAUCGCGCGCCAGGCCACCAUCAACAUUGGCACCAUCGGACACGUCGCUCACGGCAAGUCGACCGUCGUCAAGGCCAUCUCGGGCGUCCAGACGGUCCGUUUCAAGAACGAGCUCGAGCGCAACAUCACCAUCAAGCUGGGUUACGCCAACGCCAAGGUCUACAAGUGCGACAACCCGGAAUGCCCGCGCCCGACGUGCUACCGGAGUUUCAAGAGCGAGAAGGAGGUCGACCCGCCAUGCGAGCGCGACGGCUGCAAGGGUACCUACAGGCUGCUCAGACACGUUUCCUUCGUCGACUGCCCCGGUCACGAUAUUCUCAUGAGCACUAUGCUUUCGGGCGCCGCAGUCAUGGACGCGGCGCUUCUGCUCAUCGCCGGAAAUGAAACUUGCCCUCAGCCCCAGACCUCUGAGCACUUGGCUGCCAUCGAGAUCAUGAAGCUCAACCACAUCAUCAUCCUGCAGAACAAGGUCGAUCUCAUGAGGGAAGAGGGCGCCGACCAGCACUACCAGUCGAUAUUGAAGUUCAUUCGCGGCACGGUCGCCGACGGCUCUCCCAUCAUCCCCAUUUCCGCCCAGCUCAAGUUCAACAUUGACGCCGUCAACGAGUACCUCGUCACCAAGAUCCCCGUCCCCGUGCGCGACUUCACGGCGAAGCCUCACAUGAUUGUCAUUCGGUCGUUCGAUGUCAACAAGCCCGGUGCGGAGAUUGAGGAGCUGAAGGGCGGUGUCGCCGGUGGUUCGAUUUUGACUGGUGUGCUCAAGCUCGGCGACGAGAUUGAGAUCAGGCCCGGUAUCGUCACCAAGGAUGAGCAGGGCAAGAUCCAGGCCAAGCCCAUCUUCAGCAGGGUUGUCUCCCUGUUCGCCGAGCACAACGACCUUAAGUUUGCUGUUCCCGGUGGUCUGAUUGGUGUUGGUACCCGCGUCGACCCCACGCUCUGCCGUGCCGAUCGUCUGGUCGGCUUCGUUCUGGGUCUCCGUGGCCACCUGCCCGCCAUCUACACGGAGCUCGAGGUCAACUACUUCCUGCUGCGCCGCCUGCUGGGUGUCAAGACGGCCGACGGCAAGCAAGCCAAGGUCGCCAAGCUCGCGAAGAACGAGGUUCUCAUGGUCAACAUUGGCAGUACCGCGACGGGCGCCAAGGUUGUGGCUGUCAAGGCCGAUGCGGCCCGCCUGACCCUGACCAGCCCUGCGUGUACCGAGAUCGGCGAAAAGGUCGCACUUUCUCGGAGAAUCGAGAAGCACUGGCGUCUUAUUGGCUGGGCCAACAUUGUGGCCGGCACGACGCUCACGCCCACGGAGGAUUAG